Chionomys nivalis (European snow vole) is the source of this 968-nucleotide messenger RNA. RefSeq names its product nitric oxide synthase-interacting protein. The record is from RefSeq and is a predicted model, not a curated record. The transcript has a single exon. Bases 37 to 942 code for a protein of 301 amino acids. Gene Ontology annotation, molecular function: ubiquitin protein ligase activity. Lineage: Eukaryota; Metazoa; Chordata; Mammalia; Rodentia; Cricetidae. Gene Ontology annotation, cellular component: nucleus.
UUGAAGCCACGACGGAUCGGCUAACCGUUUGUGAGGAUGACACGGCACGGCAAGAACUGCACUGCAGGGGCUGUCUAUACCUACCACGAGAAGAAGAAGGACACAGCGGCUUCAGGCUAUGGGACCCAGAACAUUCGACUGAGCCGGGAUGCUGUGAAGGACUUUGACUGCUGCUGUCUCUCGCUGCAGCCCUGUCAUGAUCCUGUGGUCACCCCAGAUGGCUACCUCUAUGAACGGGAGGCAAUUCUGGAGUACAUCCUACACCAGAAGAAAGAGAUUGCCCGGCAGAUGAAGGCCUAUGAAAAGCAGCGAGGAGCCCGCAGGGAAGAGCAGAGACAGCUCCAGCGAGCAGCAGCCGAGGACCAAGCUCGAGGCUUCCUGGAGAAGGAGGCAGCCAUCGUGAGCCGGCCCCUCAACCCCUUCAUGCCCAAGGCUGCCACCUUACCCAACACAGAUGGUGAGCAACCAGGGCCCAGCACGGGCCCCCCAGGGAAGGAGAAGGACAAAGUGCUGCCCAGCUUCUGGAUUCCCUCACUUACGCCCGAGGCAAAGGCCACGAAGCUGGAAAAACCAUCCCGCACCGUGACCUGCCCAAUGUCUGGGAAGCCACUACGCAUGUCAGACCUGACGCCGGUGCGCUUCACGCAGCUAGACGACUCCGUGGACCGCGUGGGGCUCAUCACACGCAGUGAGCGCUACGUGUGUGCAGUGACCCGAGACAGCUUGAGCAACGCCACGCCGUGUGCAGUGCUGCGGCCCUCUGGGGCUGUGGUCACUCUGGAGUGUGUGGAGAAACUGAUUCGAAAGGACAUGGUGGACCCCGUGAAUGGGGACACGCUGACAGAGCGCGACAUAAUCGUGCUGCAACGGGGCGGGACAGGCUUUGCAGGCUCAGGAGUGAAGCUGCAGGCGGAAAUGUCCCGGCCGGUGAUGCAGGCCUGAGCUAUGACCUAAUAAACCUGCCUGUG